This is a messenger RNA of Chionomys nivalis (European snow vole), 10610 nucleotides long. It is a transcript of the gene Abca5, whose product is annotated as ATP binding cassette subfamily A member 5. The record is from RefSeq and is a predicted model, not a curated record. NCBI's taxonomy places the organism in Eukaryota, Metazoa, Chordata, Mammalia, Rodentia, Cricetidae. The transcript has 39 exons. Gene Ontology annotation, molecular function: ATP binding; ABC-type transporter activity; ATP hydrolysis activity. Gene Ontology annotation, cellular component: membrane; intracellular membrane-bounded organelle. Gene Ontology annotation, biological process: lipid transport; transmembrane transport. Bases 151 to 5079 code for a protein of 1642 amino acids.
ACUCCGGCGGUCUCCGCAGGGACGAGCUCGGCGUGGGCCUGACGGCGCUGCGGCUGCGACGCCGGGGUGAGGGGACGUCGAGGGCCCCUGGCGCUCGAGGCUUGCGGUCCGGCCACUCGCGUCUACGGAGAGAGAGCUGAUCCAGAAAACAUGGCUACUGCAAUUAGGGAUGUGGGAGUCUGGAGACAGACUAGAACACUUCUGCUGAAAAAUUACUUAAUUAAAUGCAGGACUAAAAAAAGUAGCGUUCAGGAAAUUCUUUUUCCUCUAUUUUUCUUAUUUUGGCUAAUAUUAAUUAGCAUGAUGCAUCCAAAUAAGAAAUAUGAAGAAGUAUCUGAUAUAGAACUUAACCCCAUGGACAAAUCUAGCCUUUCUAACCUUAUUCUUGGAUAUACUCCUGUGGAUAAUAUUACAAGCAGCAUCAUGCAGAGAGUAUCUUCUGAUCAUCUUCCCGAUGUUAUAACGACUGAAGAAUAUGCAAAUGAGAGAGAAAUGCUAGCAUCUAGUCUUUCUAAGUCAAGCAACUUUGUAGGUGUGGUUUUCAGAGACACCAUGUCCUAUGAACUUCGUUUUUUUCCUGAUAUGAUUCCAGUGUCUUCUAUUUAUAUGGAUUCAAGAGCUGGUUGUUCAAAAUCGUGUGAUGCUGCUCAAUACUGGUCCUCAGGGUUCACAGCUUUACAGGCAUCAAUAGAUGCUGCCAUUAUACAGUGGAAGACCAAUGUUUCCCUAUGGAAGGAGCUGGAGUCAACCAAAGCUGUUAUCAUGGGAGAAGCUGCCGUUGUAGAAAUAGACACUUUUCCCCGAGGAGUCAUUUUAAUCUAUCUAGUCAUAGCGUUUUCACCUUUUGGGUACUUUUUGGCAAUUCACAUUGUAGCAGAAAAAGAAAAAAAGCUAAAGGAAUUUUUAAAGAUAAUGGGACUUCAUGACACUGCUUUUUGGCUUUCCUGGGUUCUUCUGUAUACAAGUUUAAUUUUCCUCAUGUCACUUCUUAUGGCAGUCAUUGCUACAGCUUCUUCCUUAUUUCCUCAGAGUAGCAGCCUUGUGAUUUUUCUGCUGUUCUUCUUAUAUGGAUUAUCAUCUGUGUUUUUUGCUUUAAUGCUGACACCUCUUUUUAAAAAGUCGAAACACGUGGGAGUAGCUGAGUUUUUCUUCACUGUGGCGUUUGGAUUUGUUGGCCUUUUGAUAGUCCUCAUGGAAAGCUUCCCCAAAUCUCUAGUGUGGCUCUUCAGUCCUUUCUGUCAGUGUACCUUUCUGAUCGGUAUUGCCCAGGUCAUGCAUCUAGAAGAUUUCAACGAAGGCGCCUUAUUUUCUAACCUGUGUGAAGGCCCCUAUCCUCUCAUCAUUACUGUUAUCAUGCUUGCUCUGGACAGUGUGUUCUAUGUCCUCCUGGCUGUGUAUCUUGAUCAAGUCAUUCCAGGGGAAUUUGGCUUAAGGAGAUCAUCUUUAUACUUUCUAAAACCAUCAUAUUGGUCAAAAACCAAAAGAAAUUAUAAGGAGCUAUCAGAGGGCAACAUUAAUGGGAAUAUUAGUCUUAGUGAAAUUGUUGAGCCUGUUUCUUCAGAAUUCAUAGGAAAAGAAGCUAUAAGAAUAAGUGGUAUUCAGAAGGCCUAUAGAAAAAAAAACGAAAACGUGGAAGCUUUGAGAAAUUUGUCAUUUGACAUAUAUGAAGGUCAAAUUACUGCAUUACUGGGUCAUAGUGGAACAGGAAAAAGUACAUUGAUGAAUAUUCUUUGUGGAUUGUGCCCGCCUUCUGAUGGGUUUGCUUCUAUAUAUGGACACAGAGUCUCUGAAAUAGAUGAAAUGUUUGAAGCAAGAAAAAUGAUUGGCAUUUGUCCACAGUUAGAUAUAAACUUUGAUGUUUUGACAGUAGAAGAAAAUUUAUCAAUUUUGGCUUCAAUCAAAGGAAUCCCAGCCAACAAUAUAAUUCAAGAAGUGCAAAAGGUUUUACUGGAUUUGGAUAUGCAAGCCAUCAAAGAUAACCAGGCAAAAAAACUAAGUGGUGGCCAAAAAAGAAAACUAUCUUUAGGAAUUGCAGUUCUUGGGAAUCCAAAGAUACUAUUGCUAGACGAACCAACAGCGGGGAUGGACCCCUGCUCUCGUCAUAUUGUUUGGAAUCUCCUUAAGUACAGGAAGGCUAACAGAGUGACAGUAUUCAGUACUCAUUUUAUGGAUGAAGCUGACAUUCUUGCUGAUAGGAAAGCUGUCAUAUCACAAGGAAUGCUGAAAUGUGUUGGUUCUUCAAUUUUCCUAAAAAGUAAAUGGGGAAUCGGCUACCGCCUGAGCAUACACAUUGACAGAUACUGCGCCACGGAGUCGCUGUCCUCCCUGGUUAGGCAGCACAUUCCUGCAGCCACUGUGCUGCAGCAGAAUGACCAGCAGCUGGUGUACAGCUUGCCUUUCAAAGACAUGGACAAAUUUUCAGGCUUGUUUUCUGCUCUAGACAUUCAUUCAAAUCUGGGCAUUAUUUCAUAUGGUGUUUCCAUGACGACAUUGGAAGAUGUAUUCUUAAAGCUAGAAGUUGAAGCAGAAAUUGACCAAGCAGAUUAUAGCGUGUUUACACAGCAGCCGCUGGAAGAAGAAAUAGAUUCAAAAUCUUUCGAUGAAAUGGAACAGAGUUUACUUAUUCUUUCUGAAACCAAAGCUUCUCUAGUGAGCACCAUGAGCCUUUGGAAACAGCAAGUGUCUACAAUAGCAAAGUUUCAUGUCCUCACAUUGAAGCGGGAAAGCAAGUCAGUGCGCUCAGUGUUGCUUCUGCUUUUAAUUUUUUUUGCAGUUCAGAUUUUUAUGUUUUUGGUACAUCAUUCUUUUAAAAAUGCUGUGGUUCCCAUCAAACUUGUUCCAGAUUUGUAUUUCCUAAAACCUGGAGAUAAACCUCAUAAAUAUAAAACAAGCCUGCUGCUUCAAAAUUCUACUGACUCAGAUAUCAAUGAUCUUAUUAACUUUUUCACACACCAGAACAUAAUGGUGACAAUGUUUAAUGACAGUGACUAUGUGUCUGCUGCUCCCCAUAGUGCAGCUUUAAAUGUGGUGCUUGCAGAAAAGGACUAUGUUUUUACAGCUGUUUUCAACAGUACUAUGGUUUAUUCUUUACCAGUAAUGAUGAACAUCAUUAGUAACUACUAUCUUUAUCAUUUAAAUGUGACUGAAGCUAUCCAGAUCUGGAGUACCCCAUUCAUUCAAGAAAUUACUGAUAUAGUCUUUAAAGUUGAACUAUAUUUUCAAGCAGCUUUGCUUGGCAUUAUCGUUACUGCAAUGCCACCUUACUUUGCCAUGGAAAAUGCGGAGAAUCAUAAGAUCAAAGCUUAUACUCAACUUAAACUUUCAGGUCUUUUGCCAUCAGCCUAUUGGGUUGGACAAGCUGUUGUGGAUUUUCCCUUUUUCUUUGUUGUUCUGACUUUGAUGCUGGGAAGUUUAUUUGCAUUUCGUCAUGGAUUAUAUUUUUAUCCUGUAAAAUUUCUUGCUGUGGUUUUCUGUCUUAUUGGUUAUGUGCCAUCAGUUAUUCUCUUCACCUAUGUUGCUUCUUUCACCUUUAAGAAAAUUUUAAAUACCAAGGAAUUUUGGUCAUUUAUCUAUUCUGUGACAGCAUUGGUGUGUAUUGCAAUCACUGAAAUAACUUUCAUUUUGGGAUAUUCAGUGUCAACUGUUUUUCAUUACACCUUUUGCAUAGCCAUUCCAAUCUACCCACUCCUGGGCUGCCUAAUCUCUUUCAUAAAGGGUUCUUGGAAGAAUAUAUCAAAAACCGAGGAAACCUACAACCCAUGGGAUAGGCUUUUAGUUGCUGUUAUAAUGCCCUACCUGCACUGUAUACUGUGGAUUUUCCUCUUACAACACUAUGAGAAAAAACAUGGAGGCAGAUCAAUAAGAAAGGAUCCCUUUUUCAGGACCCUCUCACAAAAGUCCAAAAAUAAGAAGUUUCCAGAACCACCAAUCAAUGCGGAUGAAGAUGAAGAUGUCAAAGCUGAAAGACUGAAGGUUAAAGAGCUGAUAAGCUGCCAGUGUUGUGAGGAGAAGCCAGCCAUUAUGGUAUGCAAUUUGCAUAAAGAAUAUGAUGAUAAGAAAGAUUUUCUUCAUUCAAGAAAAACAAAGAAAGUAGCAACAAAAUACAUCUCAUUCUCUGUGAGAAAAGGAGAGAUCUUGGGACUGUUGGGUCCAAAUGGUGCUGGCAAAAGCACAAUCAUUAAUAUUCUGGUUGGGGAUAUUGAACCAACUUCAGGCCAGAUAUUUCUAGGUGAUUAUAUUUCACAUUCAAGUGAAGAUGAUGAAUCCACUAAGUGCAUGGGUUACUGCCCUCAAACAAACCCACUGUGGCCAGAUGUUACUCUGCAAGAGCAUUUUGAAAUUUAUGGAGCUGUGAAAGGAAUGAGUGCAAGCGACAUGAAAGAAGUAAUAAGUCGAAUAACAAAUGCCCUUGAUUUGAAAGAACAUCUUCAGAAAACUAUAAAGAAACUGCCUGCAGGGAUCAAGAGAAAGCUGUGUUUUGCUCUCAGUAUGCUGGGGAACCCACAGGUUACUCUCUUGGACGAGCCGUCCACAGGUAUGGACCCCAGAGCCAAACAGCACAUGUGGAGAGCUAUUCGAACUGCAUUUAAAAACAAAACGCGGGCUGCUCUUCUGACGACUCAUUACAUGGAAGAGGCGGAGGCCGUCUGUGACAGAGUGGCAAUUAUGGUGUCUGGACAGUUAAGAUGUAUUGGAACAGUACAACAUCUAAAGAGUAAGUUUGGCAAAGGCUAUUUUUUGGAAAUUAAAUUAAAAGACUGGAUAGAAAACCUGGAAAUAGACCGCCUUCAAAGAGAAAUUCAAUAUAUUUUCCCAAAUGCAAGCCGCCAAGAGAGCUUUUCUUCUAUUUUGGCCUUUAAGAUUCCUAAAGAAGAUGUUCAGUCCCUCUCGCAAUCCUUUGCUAAGUUGGAAGAAGCAAAGCACACUUUUGCCAUAGAAGAAUAUAGCUUUUCUCAAGCAACACUGGAACAGGUUUUUGUUGAACUUACCAAAGAACAAGAAGAAGAAGAAAAUAGUUGGGGGACUUUGAGCAGCACACUUUGGUGGGAAAGAACACAGGAAGACAGAGUAGUGUUUUGAAUGUUUAUUGUUCACUGCUUACUGACACUGAAUUUAUUUAUUCUUUUAAAACUGAUUUUAAAAGUGUAUUACUUGAAUAGUAGUUGAAGAAACAUGAAAGCACUUGGAAGUUUCUUAAACUCCUUAAUUUAUAUGCUAUUGCUGUUUUGCUUUCCUUCAAAUAAAUUUGUGUGUAAUUGUCAAGCAGCAGCAUGUUUAUGUCUGAAGUAUAUUGAAUGUAGUCAAUAUGCCAUCUUUUCACUUUUCACAAAACUAUUUCUUAGCAGCUUAAAGAAAUUAUGAAAAAAUUAUUCUGAAUAAUAUGUAAGCUUAUAUUAUCUUACAUAAUUUUAUAUUUCUCCAGUGCUAAUUUAGAAAGACUGAUAUGUGACUAAUCAAUAGAAAUGAGAAUUAAGACAAAGAAGAAACUUGGCUUUUCCUUUAAAAUUUAUUUGUAAAAGAAACUCUUGAGGAAGUUGGCAUCUGUAAAAGUUCAGGUAUGAGGAGUACAUCCGCUGGGUGGCAGUCCUUAAUCAUAGUAAAUAAAACAAAGUGAUUUCCAAUAUGGCCAAUUAUAUGUUUCAAGUUACAUUUCUUUUGCCCGCAUUACAAUUCAAUAUGUUUUGGUGAUCGUAAUUCACGAAAAGAUUAUGACUAGAGUCUUAGUGUGUAAUAGUCUGGUUCUCUGAAAUGACGGUGACAGACACCUGCAGAGGGAGGAGAAUUGUCUGUAUCUUCCCCCAGACUCCCGAUGAAGAUUAAAAACAAAAAGCUUGUUGCCUUCCUCACAAGGGGCAUGCUCAAUUUUAUUCUUUAAUAAGAAAUUUAUUGGAUGACCACUUCUAUUGCUAAGUUUUAUUACUUGAUUUUUUCUUAAGUUUUAAGUAAAUCAAUGUAUCAGUGUAUCUAUUUCUUUAAAAAGUCAUCUUCUAAUCACCUUACAACAUGAUAGAAUAUAGUAACUACUUUAGGGAUUAAAUUAAGAUAUAAAAAUCAGAGUUUCACCCUUAUGACAGAUUUUAAAUAUAUGAUACUAUAAUCUUAGAAAUAUUAUAUGACUCAUAUGACAGGUAUGCUAAUAUAAAUGAUGGUAGUUGAUACUACAUUUUAAUCUGUUAAAGUGUUAACUUUGCAAAAGACAAGUAUAUUGUGGUGUGACUUUUGCAUUACAGAGACAUAAAGAACAAUGUCAUAAAGAACAGAGGACUUGCUACUAACUUUAAAUAGUCAAGCUUUCAAUGAAGUUAUUAAUUAUUUUGUGUUGGGAAGACUUAGUGAACUUUUAUCCUGUUGGUUAAUGAAACACCUGUGGUUUUAGGCUAAUUUAAGUGUUCCUUUCUCAGUACAAGGUACAUGGCCAACACUUCCUUCCAUUGCUUUGACAAUUCCUGUCCAUCUUCUCAAAGGUAUCUGGUUAGUCUUAUAUCUCAGAGGUACUCUACUCUAAAUGAGCCAUCCGACAAGUCCGCUUAAAUUUUAUGGCCCAUAGCUAAGUUCUCUUAAGAUUUCGUUGGCAGUAGCUUGCCUCAUGAGACCAAAUUAUAGUUUUAGAUUCUUUAGAAUCUUACAUUUAGCUAAUGAUUACUACAUGACAAAUAUAGUCAAGACAUAUUUAAGAGGAAGUGUUUAUCUUUGCUGAUAAAGUAUAAAUAGCACUUUGUAUUUUCUAAGCAAGUCACUGCUAAAUGGUGCCGUAAAAGAGUUAUCUUUUAGUAUUUAAGUACUUUGGACCUUUCUUUGGGGAUGUGAUUUUUGUAACUCUGUAACCUAGAACAUAUACCCUUAAAACAAACAAACAUAAAAACCAAACAAACUGUAUUUACAGUUUCCUAGGGCAGUUACUGAAAAGGUCAGUUUUUUUUUUUUUUGAAGCAUUUGACCAUUCUAAGAAAGAGUUAUUCCAUAAAGAUGGUGACCCACUGUCACCCGCUUUUCCGUAUAGACGUGUCACCGUCUGUUACCGUGUCUGAAUACGCAAUGAUGUAAAGUACAGUUCUUCUUAGGGGUGGAAGUUGGGAUUCUAUUGUCUAAUCAUUUUCUUGUCUGUUGUGUUCAUCCAGUUAUUUUAUUUUUCUGUACAUAGCACAAAGUUUUGUAAAAUUUUAGAUAAGACCCUUGAAUAGAGCUUUUAGUGUUCACACAUUGGGGAAAUGUGUUUUGGUCAUGAAUUAAGUUUUUCUUUUGGAAGCUUAUAUCCACCCUCCCCUUUAACUUUUUAAAGUAGUAACUGACCCAAGAAGUACAAUUUAAACAAUUUAACAUUUAAACAAUUGUUAAAGCAAGGGUAAAUGAACUGGGACAAAAGUAGACGGAAAGUCACAUAGAAGUUUGUCAUAUUGCAGUGUAUAGUUUGUUUUGUGCAUAUAUUUAUUUUAAAAUACGUUAAAUUAUUGCUCUCAGAACUUCGUUCCACAUCAAUACAAGUAAACAGAUAACUAUAUUUGUUAGGCAAAAGAUGAAUACAAACAGCAGCAUCACCUUCCUGCCUUAUCUUUUCCAUCUGCGAUCAAAUAUUAGAAGUAGAAUCAAGGCGAAGCUCUACUGAGUGGCUGAACGUUGAAGGCGGUGCUGUCUUCAGCGGAGGAACCAGUUGGCGGCAAUGGGAAGCAUUCUCAGUGCUCUCAGUUUACUUUGUGUGGCUUCUUCCCACUCUCACCUUAUUUUUAGUAAAAAGCAGUGGGUUUUUAUUUCAAAAAUUAUUUUAUAUUUAAUUGGCAAAAAAUUAUUUUUAGUCAGUUUUGGAUUUCACCAUUAAAAGAUUUUUUUCCAGUAAUUUAUUUCAGCACACCUUUCAGUGACUGUUUUUAGAAUGAGUUUAGGUAGAAUGAUGAAGUGAUUUUUUUCUCUGUGAGAUCUUGUGUUCUAUUAGAAGAAGGAUAGAUACUUAAAUAAUGGUAAGGAAAUGCUCUGCUGUUAGUACUAAAGUAUCUUCUAGGCGCACAAUUAAUUUUACUAGGGUAGUGUUACUGUUUUCAUGUUUCUUUGUUGGCCACUCAACAUCUCAUUCUGAUUUCGCUUUUUGCUUUUGUUAAAAUGCCAUCAUAUGUUUUCAUGUAUAUAUUAGUAGGCAUUGAUUUUUUUAAGAUAGUGAAAACUUUUUCUUAAUAUAUUUUUAAUACUGUUAACAUUGGUUUUUCCAUCUUUUUCCUUGAAAAUAGCAUAUUACAUAAAAUGAAAAUGUAUUCUCAGGUGAAUUAUUUUUGUAUCAGCUAUUCUUAUAAGGUAAAAAUUUACUUAUUUUCUAUUCAUAAUGUAUUAUAUGUAAGCAAUUCUCAAUGCUGCCCUUUAAAAAUGAAUGUGCUUAUAUUAUUAAUAAUAAACUUUAAGAGCUAAAACUCUAUGACAAACUUUAUUUUCUCUACUGAAAUGGAUUCUUUGUUACUUAGUGUUCAUAAUUAUAUGCGCGACUUAAAUUAACAGUUGAAGCUACACUCUGUAACUAAAAUAGUAUUAUCUCUUAAGGACCUGUAUUAAGUAAGGGAUAAUGAAAUGUUGGCAAGAAUUGUGAUUUAACCAUGUUUGUACUUUAAAGUUAAAUUUAGGUUUUUUUAAUGUUAAAUGUAUUUUAUACAAACAGCAGUUAUUCAUUUAUAGUGAAUACAUAUUUAUCUAUUUCCUUAAAAUUUAAAGUUAAUCUGAUUGUUUUACUUACGCAGCAUUCUUCCCAAAACUCAACAAAUUGAGGGCUUUUUUUUUUAAUGUUAAGAGGUCAAGUUCUGAAGAAUUCAAAACAUCUUAAAACUAGGCUACAUGUGCUUGCUGUUGUAAUUACACAAAUGUGGACUCCUGUGCCCUCGUAGACACACCGAGAGGCAUGUUUCCAUGGUGAUUCUAAAUGCCAUGAGCCUGACAGUCACGGUCUUAUCACAGCUGCUUAUUUAAUUUAAUAACUGGGGUGAUGAAAGGCCCCGUGAUGAGCUAGCAUCAGCAGUUACAGGUGUACCACCUAGCUUUACAGCCGCCACGGCGGCCUUUCUCAAAGUUCAGACUUGUAGUUGCGAGCUAGUACAAUUUAGGUUUCAUGUUUGUACAACUCAAUAUUUUCUACUAAACUAAGAUAAUACAUAAUUUUACUAUUAUAUUUUAUCUAAUAACCACAUAAUAAUAGAGCCUUCUAAGAUCUCUCAGACUCUCUUACCUUUGAUCUUAAAGCCUGGCUGAAAACCCUUCUAACUGAGCUGCAGUUUUACUUUGCUGUUUUAAAAUGAAUAUAUAAUAAUUUUUCCUCUUUAUGAGAUGCAAUAUGAUAAAUUCUUUUCUUUUUUAUGUUUGGGAUUGAGCCAGGAGCUUGUGUAUGGUAAGCAUACAGUCUAUUCCUGAGCUGAGUACCUGCUACUUUGAGUUAGUCUAAAUGUUAUAGACUACGAGGUGUUUUACUAACAGAAUGGCACCAUUAUUGUUUUGGAACAUUGCACCAGCCAUUAUUUAUUAAAAUCUCUUUGACAUACAAUUGUAGGAAAAGGUAUUGAGUGAUAAUUUUCACUGGUUGCUGGAUAGGAAUUUCUUUAAUGCAUUGUACGAGAAGAUGACUCUGGGGCCUCAUGCGUCCUAGGCAAGUGCUCUGCAGAAAAUGGCCACACCAGUGUGAUUAAUAUUGUUUUACAGUAAUAAAUACAUGCUUGAUAUUUGUUUUCUACUGAUUAUAUUUAAAUUCUCACACAUUAAUGUAUAUGAAAUCACAGUUGUAACUGUGUUCAAAAUUAUUUGUCACGUCUUAUAAAUUGGGUGCAAUUUUAUAAGAUAUAUUGUGAUUCUGGAGAACAAAGUAGGUUAUUAAAUUUAAAGCAGGAAUGUAUGCAAUGGGGAUGAUAAAAAUCUGAAUUAUCAAAGUAAUGUCUUGUUUUGUUUUUUUCUUUAUUCGAGACAGGGUUUCUCUGUGUAUCCCUGGCUGGCCUAUGGAACUCGAGCUGUAGACCAGGCUGGCCUUUAACUUAGAGAUCCACCUGCCUCUGCCUCUUGAAUGCUGGGAUUAAUGAAUGGCAUGUGCCACUACCGUUCGGCAAGGUAAUCUAUUUUAUAACUAUUUAUUACGGUAGAUAUUAAAAGUAGGUAUAAGAGGGUUUUUUUUAAAUAUUUAUUUAUUAUGUAUACAAUAUUUUGUCUACAUGUAGUCCUGCAGGCCAGAAGAGGGCACCAGACCUCAUUACAGAUGGUUGUGAGCCACCAUGUGGUAGCUGGGAAUUGAACUCAGGACCUUUGGAAGAGCAGGCAAUGCUCUUAACCACUGAGCCAUCUCUCCAACCACUGAGACAGGGGGGCCGAUCUAUUGGGAGCUCACCAAGGCCAGCUGGACUGCUACUGAAAAAAACAUGGGACAAAACUGGACUCUCUGAAUGUGGUGGACAAUGAGAGCUGACGAGAGGCCAAGGAGAAUGGCACAGGAACUUUCAUCUGGCGAUGGAUCGAGAGAGAGACAGAGACCCAAUUUGGAUCAACCAUCUGAGCUCUUAAGGUCCAAAUGAGGAGCAGAAGGAGGGAGAACAUGAGCAAGGAAAUCAGGACCACGAGGCGUGCACCCACCCACUGUGACAGUGGAACUGAUCUAUUGGGAG